AUGACCCAGCUCAAGCCGGUCGACGGCACAGACUAUUACCUGUGGAAGUACCUUCCAUCAGUUCCAGCGGCAGCCGUAUUCAUUGUGUUGUUCACGGGCGUUACCGGCGGACUUUGCUGGCGCACGGUCAAGGCGCGGUCGUGGUUCUGCAUCCCCUUUGACAUUGGUGGAUUGUUUCAAACCAUCGGCUAUAGCACUCGCGUAUUUGCUUAUUACCGUACCGAUCUCAUUGCGCCUUACGCGAUCCAGAGCACUUUCAUCCUCCUGGCGCCCGUCUGCUACGCCGCCACCGUCUACAUGGUGCUCGGCCGCCUCAUUCGCAGCGUCCAUGGCGAGCGCUUCUCCAUCAUUCGGCCCGCAAGGAUGACCAAGCUGUUCGUCCUGGCGGAUAUUUUGGCGCUAAAUGUGCAGGGAAAUGGUGCGGGGUUGACGGUCAAGAAAAAGACUCAACAGCUAGGGAAAUACAUCGUGAUCGCUGGCCUGUUUAUCCAGUUGAUCGCGUUUGGAUGUUUCGUCGUUGUGGCGCUGGUGUUCCACGUGAGGAUGCGGAGAAGCGUCGGUAAGGAUGCGAGGUCAAGGUCGAAUGAUGUCCCGUGGAGACAAGGUUUGAAGAUGGUAUACAUCUGCAGUGCGUUGAUCAUGGUGAGGUCGCUCUUUCGGGUGGUCGAGUAUAUGAUGGGCGUGGAUGCGUUUCUGCUGUCACAUGAGUGGCCGACGUACGUCUUUGACGCGGCGCCAAUGUGGACUGUCCAAGUGACUUUCCUUCUUUGGUUCCCGGACAAAUUGAAACCGGGUCAACAGGGUGGCAGUGAAGAUGGGCAUGUGCUUGUGGGAAACGAGUCGCCGGUGCAGUAG
Messenger RNA from Fonsecaea multimorphosa CBS 102226, 855 nucleotides. RefSeq lists its product as uncharacterized. The transcript has 2 exons. Lineage: Eukaryota; Fungi; Ascomycota; Eurotiomycetes; Chaetothyriales; Herpotrichiellaceae. The record is from RefSeq and is a predicted model, not a curated record. The coding region runs from base 1 to 855 and encodes 284 amino acids. Gene Ontology annotation, cellular component: membrane.